AUGAAUGUGCUGAGGAUAGUGGCUAUUUGUAUGGAUUGCAGCAACAGUCUCUGUGCCGUGCAUGCCGAAGCACAUCCUGCAUCUCGCCGGACUUACAAACACAAGGUUGUACCACUCGGUUCAUCUACUCCCGACGUACUAAGGUCCACUGCGGGUGCAAAGUGUCCGCUGCAUCCAUCUUCUGACCAAUCACGCUUCUGCAUGGUUUGUCGAAAGAUCCUCUGUGACAAAUGCCUUGCAGCAUCAAGUCGCCAUGCCCAGCAUCGCCAGGAUUUGCUACCCAUUCAGCAAGCUGUUUCCAAAAUCAGAGACUCUCUCAUUGCAAAGAUGUCCGCCUCUUUCUCUGGCGAAGAAAGUCAACUGGAGGAUGCAUUGGCUGUAACAGACAAGGCACUCUCGCAGCUGCAUGACCAAACUGAAGUUGUAUCCUCGCAAGUCAAUGACUUCUUCACUCAGUUGAAGAGAGUCAUUGAUAAGCGAGAGCAGCAAUUGCUGGAUAAGCUUGACCAACUGCAAUUACCGCAGUGCGUACAGUUGCAAGAGCGAAAGCAACGCAUCCUAUCCAGCUUAUCAACUGGCCAGCGAGUCAAACAUCUCACCGAGUAUUGCCAGUCUGACAGCAACUUCUUGAAGAUGUGCGCCUGGCUGGAAGACGCCACACAUGACGUCAUGGAUGCAGCUGAAUCAGAAGUGAAGCCAUUCCAGCCAGUUACUCUACAAUUCACGGCUGAUGGCAACGACGAGUCCAACACAGCUAUAUGCAUCUCCAAGGCCGCUUCCAUCUGGAUCGCCGACACAGUGUCCUCUGAAAAGAGCAUCGCGACCAUUCUGGGAAACGUGGACGAAGGACAAGAUCUCCGUAUCUCCAUUGACUUGAGGAACCAACGUGGUGACGCGCUGACUGCAACAGACAAACAUCUGAACAGUGUGAAAGUGGAAGUGACGACGGGGGAGAAUGACACAACAAUCUGUCCGGUUGCCAAGGCAACAUAUGCAAAAACCUCCUCCAGCACAGUAUUCGCUGUAUUCAAGACAGGCGGCGGAAAGAAGGGACAAGUCAAAGUGUCUGUCACAACUGACACUGGCCACAUCCAGGGCAGUCCUGCAGUCACGACUGUUGAUGAUGUAGUGCAGUUCGACCCCAAACAAUGUAAUGCUGGCCUGGCUCUGUCUAACAAUGGCAGAACGGUCACAAAAUGCUGCUCCACAACAGAGGGACAGAGCUGUAUAUGGCACAACACGAUGGACCACGGGCAGACACAAAAUAUCUGUCCGUCUGGAUAUGUUUGGUCGUACACCUCGCGCUGA
Messenger RNA from Sycon ciliatum, 1308 nucleotides. RefSeq lists its product as uncharacterized. The record is from RefSeq and is a predicted model, not a curated record. NCBI's taxonomy places the organism in Eukaryota, Metazoa, Porifera, Calcarea, Leucosolenida, Sycettidae. Gene Ontology annotation, molecular function: zinc ion binding. Bases 1 to 1308 code for a protein of 435 amino acids. The transcript has a single exon.